GUAGCAGCAGCGGCGCUGCCCGAAAAACUUCACACACAAAUCAGUUGCAGUCGCGAAUUAGCGGCGCACAGACACGGUUUUUAUAUUCUCUCGGUUGAAAGUCAUUAAUUGAAGUUUCAACUUGUUCUUUCGGGUCAGUGUUGGAAAUGGUGCACAUUAAGGAUACCGAACAGCUGAUGGCGCAGCGCGUGACCGAGCUUCAAGAAUUAAUUAAGGGGCAUCCGCAGCUGCCGUUGAAUAUUUCGUCCACACUGCUGCGUCGCUAUCUGCACACGACGCGCGGCGACGUGGCUGCCGCCCAGCAUCUGCUCCAGCUGAACUAUGCCAUGCGCAACAAGCAUCCGCAAAUCUUCAUCGACCGCGAUCCAAUGGACGCCAGCUCCCAGCAGCUGUUGCAAGUCGCAGAUCUGGUGCCGCUGCCCGGGCUGACGCCGGACAACAACAAGUUGCUAUUUUAUCGCCUGAUUGACCACGAUGCGGACAAGUUCAACUUUACGGCCGGCAUCAAGGUUUUCUUUAUGGUCGCCGACUGUCGCUUCGCGACGGAGACGGACGAACGUUUAUCCGACGGCGAGAUACCCAUCUUUGACAUGGCCGGAUACUCGCUGCGCCACAUAACCAAGACGGUGCUCAGCUCGCUGCGCGUCUACAUGAAGUUCGUGCAGGAGGCGCAUCCGGUGCGCCUCAAGGAGAUUCAUGUGCUCAACUGUCCAUCCUUCCUGGACAAGGUGCUGGCCAUCGUCAAGCCGUUCAUCAAGAGCGAGGUCUUCAAACUAAUCCACUUCCAUUUGCCCGGUGCGGAUACACCCUACAAGCACAUUCCGCGCUCCAUGCUGCCGGAGGAAUACGGCGGAGAGGCGGGCAAAAUGUCCCAUCUCAAGGAGAAAUGGGUGCAGUUGCUCCAGCAGCAGCGUGAUUAUUUGAUGGAACCCUCCAACUGGCAGAUCAACAAGUGCAAGAGGAAGAGCGGCAGCAGUAGCAGCAGCAACAGCAACAACAACAACAACAACUCUUGCAACACGAUCACGCACAGCUUCAAGACGCUGGAAAUUGAUUGAUUUUAGCUUUAUUUAUAUAUCUUUACUCUAACUGUACAUAGUAUAGAUGUCUCUACCAAACCUGGGCUUGGCUUUAGUGUAUCAUACU
This is a messenger RNA of Drosophila arizonae, 1146 nucleotides long. Its product is annotated as alpha-tocopherol transfer protein. Lineage: Eukaryota; Metazoa; Arthropoda; Insecta; Diptera; Drosophilidae. Gene Ontology annotation, cellular component: membrane. The record is from RefSeq and is a predicted model, not a curated record. Gene Ontology annotation, molecular function: phosphatidylinositol bisphosphate binding.